GGUAAACCAUUUCUGAAACGAGGGGGGCAGACAGACACUGCAAGUGCGUUUCCAAUUUCAAUGGCGAAAUCUCUGUAGCAACAAGCGGACACAUACACACAGUGACAGUGAAGUCGCUGCAAAUUUCCUAAGGCAGCGAAAGCGACCCCAAUUAAUGGCUCUUCCUCGGAACCCUACUUUCCCUCUUUCUCUUCUUCUUCUCCUCGUCUUUCUGUUAUCAGCAACAUCAGCGCAACAACAACAAGAAGAAGAGUUCACAGAGGAGUUGCUGAUGAAGCCCUUGCCCGAUCGCAAGGUCCUCGCGCAUUUCCACUUCCAAAGUGAAGCUCCUCUCGCCGCCGAUGAGUCCUCCUUCGCUCGUCACCACCACCUCUUCCCCAAAUCUAUUUCUCAGCUGGUUCAGAAGUAUCAUAUUAAAGCAAUGGAGUUAUCUUUUACACAAGGUCGAUGGAACUAUGAAAGAUGGGGUGGAUUUGAUUCAAUAUCAAGCCACAAUGCAAAGCCUCCAGGUGUUGAAUUGUGGGCAGUUUUUGAUGUCCCUCUACAUCAGGUUGAUGCUUCUUGGAAAAAUUUAACCCAUUCACUAUCAGGCCUCUUUUGUGCUUCAAUCAACUUCCUGGAGUCUUCUACCUCUUAUUCUGAUCCUGAAUGGGCAUUUCAAUCAGCUUUGGGCAGUUUAAGAUAUGGUACACUGCCACGUGAAGCUGUGUGCACUGAGAAUCUUACCCCCUGGUUGAAGCUCCUUCCUUGUCGAGAUAAAGCUGGACUCUCUUCCUUAAUGGAUAGACCAUCUAUUUACAAAAGCUUUUACCACUCUCAGCAGUUGCACUUGACAAUGUCCACAGAUCCUUCAGAUGGGUCAAGAUCAGGAAUUAUUCUAGAACAAACACUUACAGUUGUACUCCAGCCUAAUGAUCAGAAAGCUGGUAUGAGCCAUCUCAGUAAAACAAAGAUACAACCAAGCUGGUCCCUGAGUUCAAUAUUUGGAAGAAAAAUCAGUGGAAGAUGUGUUCUUGCCAAGUUGAGUAAUGUCUACCUUCAUGCUGAGAGAAGUCUAGUCAAUCAACUUGAGAAUCUCCAGAAGAAUACUGUUAAAUUUGCUGCUAAUGACACAGGUCUUGAAGAUUUUAGAAGGAAUGCUGGGUUUGAAUUGUCUGUUACUCCUGAAAGGGUGCAUGCAGAACUGGAAAAGAGCUCCUCAAUUCUGUAUGAAUAUCCAAUCAAAGAAUACACUGACACUGAACAAUUUGAUUUAGGCUUAACAUGGGUGCAUCCAAUUGUUUGGUCCAGCCCACAUGCACCUUUAUAUGCCAGUAGAUUUUUGAUGGGAAGUGGAAAUGAAAGGGGUGCUAUUGCAAUAUCCUUGAAAUCGACAGAAAUGACCCAGGGACUAGUUGCAGCCUAUAAUGUUGAAGAGAGGUGUAAGUUGCAAGUUAAUGUUCUCCAAAUUGUGCCUUGGUAUGUUAAGGUAUAUUAUCAUACUUUGCAAUUAUUAGUUGAUGAAAGGCCUCAAGCACUCACAGAUUUUGUUGAGAUAAUGCGUGUUUCGCCUUCUGAAGACAAAGUAUCACCUGGGGUGAUGGAGCUGGUCCUCCAAUUUCCUUGUGAAAUGAAGUCAGCUGUAUUGAGUAUAGAGUUUGAUAAGGGCUUUUUGCACAUUGAUGAAUACCCUCCAGAUGCUAAUCAAGGAUUUGACAUUCCAUCAGCAAUAAUAAGCUUUCCUGACUUCCAUGCUGGUUUGCAAUUUUCUGAUAAAUCUCAAAGCAAGUCACCACUAUUGUCUAAAUUACAGGAAAGGAGCCCUGUUCUCUCUUACACAGAAGUUUUACUUGUACCCUUGACGACUCCUGAUUUCAGUAUGCCAUACAAUGUCAUCACAAUUACAUGCACAGUUUUUGCCUUGUAUUUUGGAUCUUUGCUAAAUGUUCUCCGAAGACGAGUUGGAGAGGAGGAAAGACUUUUGAAAAACAAAGAUGCAAACAAAACAGUGUUUUUUCGUCGAGAACUAGCUAAACUAUCUGCCAAGCUUAGAGGCAGACCAUUGGAAUUGACUCUGCCCUGUCCAUCAUCAUCUUCGUCAUCAUCAUCCUUUGUUAGUCCUAAAUUGAUUCUUAGAGUACUACUGGUUGCAGGAAUUGCCGUUGUAUGGCAAUACUAUUCACAAUGAUAUCUUCCAACUUGGUAGUUUUACUUGUACUAAAUUCUAAUUGCAUAUAUUUUUUGUACAAUACAAACCUUCCACUGCCCGAUAUGCCUGCGUGCGUUCAUGACUGUUUUUAAUUGAUCAUAACAAUACAUGUACAAGAAACAAAUUGAUUGAUUAUAAAAACAAUUUUGUCCA
This is a messenger RNA of Glycine soja, 2341 nucleotides long. Its product is annotated as GPI transamidase component PIG-T. Bases 155 to 2167 code for a protein of 670 amino acids. NCBI's taxonomy places the organism in Eukaryota, Viridiplantae, Streptophyta, Magnoliopsida, Fabales, Fabaceae. The record is from RefSeq and is a predicted model, not a curated record. Gene Ontology annotation, cellular component: GPI-anchor transamidase complex. Gene Ontology annotation, biological process: attachment of GPI anchor to protein. The transcript has 5 exons.